Labrus mixtus (cuckoo wrasse) is the source of this 6718-nucleotide messenger RNA. Its product is annotated as phthioceranic/hydroxyphthioceranic acid synthase-like. Gene Ontology annotation, molecular function: 3-oxoacyl-[acyl-carrier-protein] synthase activity; fatty acid synthase activity. NCBI's taxonomy places the organism in Eukaryota, Metazoa, Chordata, Actinopteri, Labriformes, Labridae. The record is from RefSeq and is a predicted model, not a curated record. Gene Ontology annotation, biological process: fatty acid biosynthetic process. The transcript has 6 exons. The coding region runs from base 1 to 6303 and encodes 2100 amino acids.
AUGGAAGAAUCUGAAGACGGUAUCGCCGUGGUCGGCAUCGGAUGCAGCUUUCCGGGGGGGGAAGGACUUGACAACUUCUGGAAGGUUCUGGUUGAAGGGAGAAACUGUUCUAUGCCGAUUCCCAGAGAGAGAUUUGACUUAACCAAGUGGUACGACCCUGAUGACAACAAAGCUGGUAAAUCACGUACAGCCAAGGCCGCUCUUAUUGACGGGUUCAAUGAAUUUGACCACAAGUUUUUCGGUAUCAGUGAUAAUGAAGUGGAACAAAUGGAUCCUCAACAAAAACAGCUUCUUCAGUGUGUCUACAGAGCGUUAGAAAAUGCUGGAAUCCCAAUGGAGAAGGCCAGUGGGACCAGGACAGGAGUCUUCAUUGGCCUGAUGAACAGAGAUUAUGAAACAAAUGCUGCUCAUGUGCAUCCAAGUGUUAUCAACCACUGGACUGGCACGGGGCUUGCCAUGAGUAUUGCAGCAAACAGAGUCUCGUACAUCUUCAACUUCACUGGGCCUUCACUGUCCAUAGACUGUGCCUGCUCAUCAUCUCUUGUGGCCCUUCAUCUUGCCUGUCAAUCCAUUAAACAAGGUGAUUGUGACAUGGCUCUGUGUGGAGGAGUCAACUGUAUAAUCGAGCCAAGAGUGUUUGUUGCUCUGAGCAAGGCCAAGAUGAUCUCACCUGACGGGGCCAGCAAACCAUUCUCCAACAGAGCAGAUGGUUAUGGUAGAGGGGAGGGCUGUGGUGUAGUUCUGCUGAAGCCAUUAAAAAAGGCCAUUCAAGACCAUGACCAUAUCUGGGGGAUCAUCAGCAAAACAGCAGUCAACCAAGAUGGACGCUCAGUAACUCCAAUCACCAAACCCUCCAUGUCACAACAAGAAGAACUCCUGCGCAGAAUCUACUCAGAGUCUGACCUCGCCAAUGUCCAGUACAUAGAGGCACAUGGGACUGGAACCCCAGUUGGAGACCCAACAGAGGCAGGAAGCAUCUCAAAAGUCAUAGCCAAAGCCAAACCUCCUGGUGCAGAGACACUCUGGAUUGGCUCUGUGAAGGGCAACAUUGGACAUACAGAAUCUGCUGCUGGAGUAGCCGGACUAAUUAAAGUUCUCCUUAUGAUGAAGCAUGAGACCAUUGUUCCCACAGUUUUCUUCACUGAAGAGACUGCCAGUGUGGAUGUCAAAGCGCUGAACAUUAAGGUUCCCAAGGAAGCGGUAAAGUGGGAAGCCUCUGGUGCAAGGAUGGCUGGAGUGAACAACUUUGGCUUUGGGGGUACGAACGCACAUGCUAUUGUCAAACAGCACAAACAAACAUGGGUCAAGCAUAAGAAUGUUGCAAAACAGACUAAAUAUUUUGUCUUGUCAGCAAAUUCCCCAAAAUCUCUUACUCUGUUAAUUGAAGACACCAUUAAAGAGCUGGAAGCAGAUAGCAUAGUUGAUCUGGAUUCUCUGUUGUACACAUCAGCUUGUAGGAGGAGCCAUCUAAAACAUAAAUACAGGAAGGCCAUUGUGGUUUCAUCUGUAGUUGAUCUUAAACAGAAGUUAAAUGCAGCUGCAGGCAAAUAUGUUAGCCAAUCCUACUCAGAUCCAAGGUUAGUGUUUGUUUUUUGUGGAAAUGGUGUCACUUACUAUGGAAUGUGCAAACAGCUACUAAAACAUGAACCUGCAUUCAGGGAUAAGGUUAGAGAAAUUUCAAACCUUUUCCAAAGACUGAGUAAGCUGAAUGUAUUGGACAGACUUGAGAGUGAGUUUGAGGGAAGUGACUUUACAAAUCCAGAUGUUGUCCAACCAGUCCUCUUUGCUAUCCAAGUCGCAAUUACCAGCUUGCUCAGAGACUGGGGUGUCAAGCCAGAUGUGAUUCUUGGACACUCAGUAGGCGAGGUUGCAGCUGCCCACUGUUCUGGCCUCUUGUCUCUUGAGGAUGCCGUAAAAGUUAUCUAUGUCCGCAGCACUCUCCAGAGCAAAAUCACCGGGGGGAAGAUGCUUGUGAUCAGCAACAUGGCUACAUCAGAGGUGACUUCUCUUCUCCCAAAAUACUCUGGUAGAGUUUGCCUUGCUGCUUUAAACAGCCCACUGUCUUGUACCCUCUCAGGUGAUGUCGUUGCAAUCGAAAGCCUCCAUAAGGAGCUAAGCACCUCAGCCAACAGUGAAAAUAUUUUCCUAUGUUUGCUGGAUGUACCUGCUGCUUACCACAGCUGCACGAUGGACCAAAUUCUGACAGAAGUUGAGGAGAAAAUUGGAUCCUUACAUGUGAAUGGUCUUGACACAAAGUUAUUUUCAACGGUGACAGGCAAGGAAGUCCAACAGGGUGAUUUCUGCACUGGAGAAUACUGGGCUAGAAACAUUCGCGAGCCAGUAGCUUUUGAGCAGGCAGUGAGAUCAGCAGCAAAAGGACAGAAGAAUACAGUCUUUGUGGAGAUAGGACCAAGAAGGGCUCUGCAGAGAAAUAUAAUCGAAACUUUGGGUCAUGACACAGCUGUUCUUGCAUCUGUGCAGCCAGAGAAAGAUCAUGAAACAUUAACAUCUGUUGUUUCUAAGCUCUUCGAACUGGGUGUCCAUGUAAAUUGGGACACCUUCUACAAAGGAUCUGAGACAAUCCCUCUACCUAUUCCGAAAUACCAGUUUGAUUGCUCAGACAGAGAUAUAAUCAUUGCAGCAGCACAGAAAAACACUAGUAAUCAUCCUGUGCUCUUUCGGGCAGGAAGUGAAAGCAAUGUUUUCAGCUGUGACCUGACAUCUGACUCUUUCUACCUGAAAGAACACAAGCACAAUGGUAUACCAAUCAUCCCUGGUGCCUUCUAUGCCGAAUUGGGUUUAGCCGCGUUCAUGGCCAGUACCAAACCAAAAGUACCACUUAGCUCAGUACAUCUCAGCGUUGGUUUUCACAGUCCUUUUGUUUUAACCCAGAACUCACCUGAAAUGAAAGUGCAACUACAACAAACAGAGACAGAAACUAGAUUCAUGGUAUUCUCCCCAUCUGCGAUGUAUGCAUCAGGCACAGUGUUUUCAAAGAAAGAGAGGUUGAUUGAGGAGCAGUGCAUUUCAAUUAAAUCCAUCCUCAAAAGAUGCAAAUCUGUAGUGAGCGCUCCCGAGUUCUAUGGGUACCUCUCUCAAGGAGGCUUUCAGUAUGGAGAUGUCUUCCAGAAUAAGGGGGACGUUCACUAUGGAGAGGAUCUUAAGGAGGCUGUUGCAUGUGUCACAAUUCCACAAGAAAUCCGUUUUCAGCUGCAUGACUACUGCAUUCAUCCUGUUGUGCUGGAUUUCCUGAUGCAGCUUGUCCCAGUUACAGUAAAGCAAUUUUUUGCAGAUAGACAAGGAUUUCCUACCAAAAUAGGCAGUCUAAUAGUGGGCGAGCCCCUGCAAGAUGAGAUGAUUGUUUAUCUGAGAGCAACUGAUGUGGGAACCGAUCACCUUGAGAUUUGUGGCUGUUUUGCAGAUAAAGAAGGAAGAGUGUUGGUUGAGGUUAAGCAUGUGAUAAUCAAGUAUAUUGGAAGUGGCUCUCAUGUAGUUGAGGAGUAUUUCUAUCAUAAUAACUUCAGUGUAAUCCCUGAAUGCAUCACAUCUGGUCCUCCUCCAAGGGCUUUGGUCUUCAAUGACCAUAUAGGGAUCUCGUUUGGCCUCCAACAGUAUUUGGACUCAAGGUCUAGAUACGUUUCUUUGACACAUGCAAAAGAUUGCUUGUGCCAUGGGUUUCCAUCUCUCUUGGCAAAUCUCCACAUAACAGAUAUUGAGAAUAACUUUGAUGAUGUCUUAUUUUUGUGGGGUAAGGAAGACCUCACUUCAUUGGCAGCUGAUGUUGUCCUGCAGAAUUUGGCCAACUGCUGUGAGAUUUUACGCCAAAUAGCAUUGGAGCUGAAAAGAGUUAAUUUUCCAAACUCCAUCAGAACAAUCACCUACUGCUCAUCUGACCUCACAGUGGACCAUAUACGUCCAGGUUUUGUACUUUCUGGCAUGACAAGAUCAUUUGCUGCAGAGAUACCAGACCUUUUAUUUCAGCUGAUUGAUAUACACAGUACCUCUGCCAAGGACAUUGAAGCUCUCUCUGAGGUCAUCAGGUCUUGUCCAUGCAGCAAGUACCCAGAGUUGGUGGUGAAAGAUGGGCUGAUUCUGAAACCUUCUAUUGUUCGUACUCCACCUGAAAUCAUUGACAGUUCAAAAGGUAGUUUUGCCUCUACAAUGUCUGAGCCCUGCAUCCUUCAAACAACUGAUGCACAUGAGGUGGUCCAACUGAAUUGCAUUCACUUUGAGGAGAAUGCCCAGCCAAUCAGUGAUACAUCAGUUGAAAUUCGGCCCACUAAGAUAUGUAUUCAUUCAUCUGACUACUUCCCUGUCAGUGAUUCACAUCUAAGAUUUGGCCAGACAUUGUACUGGAACAAACACUCAUCACAGAACCACAAGCUACUGGCUCUUGACUUUAGUGGUACUAUUACAGCUGUUGGAAAAUAUGUCACUAAAUUGAAAAUGGGAGACCAUGUAGCUUGCUGUUAUCCAGUGGUGGCAACCAGCAAGGUCAGAGUUCCAGAGGACGUGUGCUACAGCACCAAACGAUUCCCAUUCCUUCAAAAACCACCCUGUGUUUCCUACUUUGUGCUAGCAUGGGAGAUCUUGCAUCGGGCCUUACCCAGAGCCAAACAUAAUCUAGGGAUUGAAUCCUGUGUGCCUGAUUCUAGUCUGAUAAAAGUCUUGGCACUCACAUCUUAUAAGUCAGGUUGGAAUGUGAUUGUUAGCACACAGUGCAAUGGCACUUUUAAAGAUGUCAAUCAAAUUGAUGCAUUUGUCAUCCUGCCUCCAUUUGAUGAAUCUCUGAUUCUUAAAAUCUGCAACCUCCCAAGUGUCAAACAUGUUGUCUUCAUUUGUGAUUCUCAGAUGCAGUGUUUGCUUGCUCAGGAUUUGUUCCACAGUAUGAAGGACAGUGUUCAUGUGCAGACAAUUCAGAUGCCUGUCAUUUUGCACAAGGGAUCCUUGAAUGCAAAAAGGCCAUACAUUUAUCAGUGGCUUAAGUCCCUGAACCUGAGUAGCAAAUUUGCUCUUGAAAGCUACACCUUUCAAAGUAUGACAUCUGACAGCAAUGAGAGCCUAAACACAGAGAAACCACAAUCAUACUUCCACUCAAAGAAGUUGGCUGUUCUUAGUCUGGAAAAAGAUACUGGCAGUACACUAUCUAACAACCCAUUGCUGCCAACAAGGAAACAGCUUUUCCAAAAGAGAGCAGUGUACGUAGUGGCUGGUGGUCUUUCUGGCCUGGGCUUUGAAACUGUCAAGUUUAUCUCACAAAGAGGCGGUGAGUACAUUGUCAUACUCUCCAGGAGCAAGCCCACACCAAAAGUACAGCUGGAGAUACACAACAUAGAGAAGAAGUGUAAAAACUGCAUUACCACCAUGGAAUGUGACAUAUCUGUAUCCCAGGAUGUACACAAAGUUAUCAGUGUCAUCGGCCAGAAAUUCCCCAAUAGUCCAAUCAGAGGAGUUUUUCACAGCGCAGUUGUCUUACAUGAUGGGCUCAUUGAGACCCUUGACAGAUCUCUCUAUGAGAAAGUUCUCAAACCCAAAGUAAAUGGUGCGCUGAAUUUGCACCAUGCAACACAGCACUGUCAGUUGGAUUACUUCGUGUGUUACUCUUCCAUGUCAGCUUUUCUUGGAAAUGCAGCACAAACAAACUAUGCAGCUGCCAACACAUUCCUCGACAUGUUCUGUCACUACCGGCGCAAACUUGGGCUUCCUGGACAGUCAAUCAACUGGGGAGCCCUAAACCUUGGUCUCCUCUUGCACAAGGAUAAUUACCAGCGGUUUCUUGAGGCAAAGGGGAUGAUGGUUUUGGAUGUGGCUGAGAUUCAUAAAAGCCUGGAGCAGUGUCUUUUGCUCAAUCGGCCCCAGCAGGCCGUAUGUAGGUUUCACUUCAGAAACAUCCGAUACAACAUCCUCUCUCAAAAUGCAGCCUUGACCAUGCGCUUAUCAGCUUUGGUAGAGGAGGCUUUCCAAAAAUCUAAAGAGACAGACUCUCACUCUAAACCAACUAAUCCAGUCUCACCCAAAGAGUAUGUAAACUCUCUGCUUUGUGAGACAACUGACAUGGAUAAAAAGGAGCUGAAAGAAGGAUGUCUUCUUUCAACUUUAGGCAUUGACUCCAUGCAGGCCAUGACUUUGCAGAAUGUCAUCUUUCAGCAGAGAGGUGUGAAUGUGCCUUUGGUAAAAUUGUUGGAUCCCAAUGCCACUUUAUCAACAAUUGUAGCUAUACUAAAUGAAGAAGGUGAAAACAUUUGUGAUAACCAAAAGUCUGUCCCAGCUCAAGAAAUGGAGGAUGUUUCCACCAGACUGUAAAUAAGACCAACAUAGAAUGUCAACCAAAGAUAUUUCUCACUGUAUUUAGUAGAAGCCACUGUCAUUUUUAAGUUUGGUAUUGCAAUGUCUUGUAGAUGCUUUUGUGAUUUUUGGAUUCAAGUUUGUCAUUGUCUUGUGUUGUUGUACCCUUACACAAUAUGGAUGCAUUUUACACACUAACUUUGCUAAACUAAAUGUGGUCAUUUUGAAUUGGUGUUCUAUAUAACAUUCUUACCCAUCUCUUUAUUGCUACAUUUAUUAUGAAAAAAAGAGAAAGCAGCACAAUUAGCAACACAAUUGUGACUGAAGAUGUUCAAAAGUUCAUAUCGUAUUAAUUUCAGUAAAAACUGAUUACCUUUAAAAAAAAGUCUAACUUUAAAGCUUGUCUAACUUUUUAUUUUGUCGUAUGAUUCAG